Molecule: messenger RNA, 369 nt
Organism: Gaeumannomyces tritici R3-111a-1
Lineage: Eukaryota; Fungi; Ascomycota; Sordariomycetes; Magnaporthales; Magnaporthaceae
Exons: 2
Coding region: 1-369 (122 amino acids)
Source: RefSeq, a predicted model, not a curated record
AUGGCCGCACAUUCGAUCUACCAGCCUCUCAAUCAAUCGCGACAGGAAAUCCGACUCAUCGAAAUCACCCCCUUCGACCCCGCAGACAAGUCAUCUGUGAUCGACUGCAAGCUUCACGUGGUCUCCCUGCUCGACAAGCCGGAUGCGACGGUAAACCUGGACGCCGCACUCCGGCAGGCCGUCCGCCACUCGUGGCCCCAGAUCAUACGCGAGGCCGCUGCGGCCAGCCACAUACAGGACAUGAUCGAGAUAGGCGGUCCGCCUCGGCCCGAAUGGGAUCACAGGGCUUACUGGGCAAGCAUGAUCAGUAAUAUUACGGCGCAGAUGGAUUUCAGCCACGCCGGCUGCCCCCUGUUCUUGCGCUUCUAG